Molecule: messenger RNA, 2051 nt
Organism: Pungitius pungitius (ninespine stickleback)
Lineage: Eukaryota; Metazoa; Chordata; Actinopteri; Perciformes; Gasterosteidae
Gene: plekhb2
Product: pleckstrin homology domain containing, family B (evectins) member 2
Exons: 8
Coding region: 433-1110 (225 amino acids)
Biological process (GO): regulation of cell differentiation
Cellular component (GO): membrane
Source: RefSeq, a predicted model, not a curated record
ACAAUAGCUAACUACGACAGAUCGCAACUCUCACGGGAAGUCAACGUCCCGUGAGAGUUGCUAACGUUAGCUGCGAACACUGAACUUAAGUACGACAGAUUCAACUCACACGGGACGGUAACGUCACGUGGACAUGUCAGUUAAGCUAACGUUAGCUAGAUAGCUUCGACUGGUGUCAAGAGUAGUAACAUGCUAAGCUACAUUUUUCUGUUGCAUCGGAGGGACUUCUGUUCAAUCCGACUUGUGUUAUUAAGAAACGAUGAUGUCAUAUUCACAACUGGCCUGCUGCUUGGUGCCACCGACUGUAAGCGUUAGGUUAGCUAGCAGGCUAGCUAUGGUGUCAUGACAACCACUGUUUUAUGCUAAUAGUGCUAGCAGUCACGAGGUUUGUUUUGGCUAAGCCACGCCCAGUCAGGAGGGGCUGCCUCUACGAUGGCUAUGGUGAAGAGCGGUUGGCUCCAUCGACAAAGCACCAUCCUGCGCCGCUGGAAGAGGAACUGGUUCGACCUGUGGGCCGAUGGCCGCCUCGUCUUCUUCAACGACCAGCAGCGCUGCGACAUGGAGGACGAGCUCCACAUGAGGGUCGACUGCAUCAACAUCCGCGGCUCGGCUGCGUGUGCAGAACUGAACGCACCGGAGGCGAAGACGCGCGACGCCUUGUUCCAGAUCGUGUGCAGAGACGGGCGGGUGGUCAGCCUGUGUGCGGAGAGUGCCGACGACGCGCUCGCGUGGACGAUGGCGCUGCAGGAUGCCAGAAUCAACACGGUGGUUGCCACGCCUCAGGUCGGCUUUGCACAGGAAGUGAGGCCCUCCGCUCCGCCCCCCUACUCAGAUUACGCCCCCCCGCCUCAGCAGGUCUUCGCUACGGCCCCGUACGGAGACUUCAUGGCGGCCCCCCCGCCGCACGCCGCCCAGAUCGUGUACUCGCCUGACGGGCAGCCGUACGCCGUGGCCUACCCCUACCAGUACCCAGGGGUGUACGGCGGCCCUGGGGCGAACGCCGGCGCCAUGCGGGAGCGGCAGUGGCAGGACGGGGGGGACGUGGCCCUGGGGAUGCUCGCCGGAGCCGCCACCGGUCUGGCCAUCGGAUCCCUCUUCGCCGUCUUCUAGUGACGCGCCCCCCCCCCCCCCCUCUCCCCCCCCCUCUAUGAAGUGUUCUAUAUGCACACGCUAAGUACUGUUAGCACUUUCUCAUGUAACAGAUGUCUGAAUACGAAUGUUAUUUAACCCAAAAUACAACUUACUCUUUUUUUAAGGCGCCCGUCAUCUACCGGCAGAAAUGGAAUAUAAUACACAUAUAAUAAAUAAUACAAAGUAGGAUUAUCGGGUCUUUGCUGCAUCCGUUCAUAUUCACAUCGUCAUGUUUCUGCGCUGGAUGUCAAACCAGAACCUCAGAGAUUCACGGCUCUUCCUAAUCUUUGUAGAAGUAUCUAUAAAUUGAUUUCUAUAUAUAGAUCUAUAUAUCUAUGGAUAGAGAUGUGACAUUGAUCAGCUGAUGAUCGGUGCCUCUCUGCUUUAUUGUACAUUUCAGGCUCUGAUUCAGAUUCUUUUGUUUAUAUAUUUGCAGAAUUAACAUCAAAUUCAUCAGUGUUUUAUGUGAUUUUGUGCUCACCUUCGUGUACUUUACCUUUACUUUGUUCCACAUGUUGCUCCGGUUGUUCAAACACGCCACGUUGCCGUGGUUACUGUUUGAGGUGAUGUCCGAUGACAUCAUCACGCCACAAACGUCGCUCAUAACGGUUUCAUGUUUUCUUUGGCAGCUGUUGUUAUUCUUUCUAUUCUUUUUAUCAUGUUGAUCCAUCUCUGGAUGUUUUAGUUACUUUUCCUCCUAAGACUUGAAUAUUGUAACGUUUAUUUAUAGGUUUAUUCUUCAUUAACACUUAACUUAUUAAGAUCAGCAUUAUUUCAUCAAAGCAAAUUAUCAGCUUGUGCAAGAAUUUUAUAUAUUAUCCUCACUGUUCUAAUUAAACUCUGCAUUUAGAAUAUGAAAAUAUAUGAUAGUUAACAGAUGUAUUUUCAACUAUUAAAUGUGUUCACAAAGUUCAAAGAGA